Messenger RNA from Polyodon spathula (Mississippi paddlefish), 1482 nucleotides. Its product is annotated as estradiol 17-beta-dehydrogenase 2-like. The record is from RefSeq and is a predicted model, not a curated record. Bases 72 to 1274 code for a protein of 400 amino acids. The transcript has 5 exons. Lineage: Eukaryota; Metazoa; Chordata; Actinopteri; Acipenseriformes; Polyodontidae. Gene Ontology annotation, molecular function: oxidoreductase activity.
CAGUGAAGAACAUAUGCAAUUAAUUAACAACUGUUGAUCAGGAAGUGUGACCUCACCUGCCUCUCCUCAGAAUGGAUAGUGCCUCUGUGCUUUAUGGAGCAGUGACAGCACUCUAUACAGCGGCUGUGAUAUUACAAGUCAUAAGGGGUGGCUUGAAGCUGGGUCUCUCGUGGGUUUUCAGCCUGUUUCUGGUGUUUGUAGGUGUGCCUCUGUGUUUUAUUAAACUCCCAGGUUACUCUGGGCUUCUCCUGCUCUCCUUCGGUUACCUAAUCUCCCACUUCGUGCUGGCCAGGUCUGAGAAACUCCUUUUAGUUGGCAACAAAGCAGUACUGAUUACAGGUUGUGAUUCUGGAUUCGGUCAUGCCUUGGCGAAACAUCUUCAUAAGCUGGGCUUUACUGUGUUUGCCGGGGUUUUGAAUGCACAGGGCCUGGGUUCUGAAGAACUGAAGAGAAGCGGUUCAGAGAGGCUUAUUGUCCUCCAGAUAGAUGUGACUGACACUGCACAGAUUGAGCAAGCCUAUUAUCAAGUUAAAUUACACAUUGAAGAAACAGGACUGUGGGGUAUAGUAAACAAUGCUGGUAUCCUGGAAUACAUAGCUGAUGGAGAGAUUCUUCCUAUGAGUAUCUACAAGAACUGCAUGGCUGUCAACUUUUUUGGAGCCGUGAAACUUUCACACACAUUUCUGCCAUUGCUACGACAGGCCAAAGGCCGACUGGUUAAUGUCUCCAGUAUGGCAGGGGAAGUCCCAAUUCCUGGUUUUGCAGCCUAUGGUGCUUCAAAAGCAGCACUUAACAGGUUUUCUAGUGUGAUGAGACAAGAACUUUCCAAGUGGGGUGUGACAGUGGUCACAGUACAGCCUGGAGGUUUCCAAACAAGUAUUUACGGCACAGAAGAACAAUGGAACUACCGCCAGGAGCAAAUCCUUUCCCAACUCUGUCCAGAUGUUAAAGAAGACUAUAGUGAGCAAUGCAUCUAUUUAUUGCACAGCAUUCUCCCAAAGAUGCCCUCUGGGUGUUCUAAGGAUCUUCAGCCUGUCCUGGAUGAUAUUCAUCAUGCACUGAUGGCUAACAGCCCGAGGCACCUCUACACUCCAGGGAGAGGAGCCUGGGCCAUCCCCUUCAUUUACAACUACUUUCCAGUCGCCAUCUCUGACUUUGUCAUUAAAACCAUUGAUCCAAGAACCAACCAGCAGGGGUCCAGGGAGAAUACAACCCUGCCAACAACAAGCUGUAACCAGCACAUGAAUUCGAGUCCAGGACAAAAUACAACUUGAUCUGUUUAUGCGCAAAUGGAGAUGCCCUUUUCAACUCUAACCUGACAAAGCUAUUAUGUGUCUGAGGUUAUUACUUUUACAGUAAUGGCAUUUUAAUAUUUAGAUGACCGGCCAGGUUUCAUCUGAAAUUUUACAAUAGUUGUGAUCUCAACAAAUAUCUGGUUCUGAUAUUUGACUUUCUAAUAAAUCUGCUUUCAUUUUUUUCAGA